AGAGAGAGAGAGAGAGUGAGUGUGGAUCUGAACCUGAGACCUGGACAGAAAAUGCCUCUCCUUUCUAACUUAACGACCAUUGUCUUGUUGCUGAUUGCUCACUGCGGAUCUUCGACUCAGGCUAACCGCUUGGGCCCCUACAAGGGUUGUCUCUCAUGUAAAGAACCAGGUCGGUCCCCCCGCGACCAUAUUGGGCAGGCAGGCAGUACAUCCGUGUUGGCCCAGGGAGAGCCCUGUGGUGUGUACACCCUGAGCUGUGCCAAGGGGCUGCGCUGCGUGCCUCUUCCUCGGGAACACAGCCCUCUCCAGGCUCUGUUGCAGGGCAGGGGCUUCUGCACCAAGCACAGCAGGACCAGUCCCACGGAGAGGCCCCACCCCACAGGUAAGACUGAGACACACACCACCGGCACGUCUAAUAGUAUUCAAUUCAGCUCUGUGUUGUGUGUCAGUAUGAAAAAUGUAUGCACUCACUAACUGUAAGUCGCUCUGGGUAAGAGCGUCUGCUAAAUGACAUAAAAGUAAAUGUAAAUGUGUGUGUGUUAGGGCAAUUAUACUACAGCUUAGUUUAUUAAGGGGGUAGCUGUAGUAACACGUAGUAGGAUACACACUCUCUUAUCAUCAGUGUGAGUAUUGUAUGUGAUGUUGGCGUGCACCAAAUAGAAAUGCUAGUCCUGUAUUAUCAUAAGAGCAUGACAUUUAAUGUUAGAUGCAUGACAAGCACUAAACAUGGAUUUGAAAGGGCUGCAUGGUCUUGAUUUCUAUGCUGCAGUGCCUCUGGAGUCAUGUGACUAGGGUUGCACAAUUCCCGGAACUUUCCAUAAAUUCCCUGGUUUUCCAGAAAUCCUGGUUUGAGGGUUCCGUAUUUGUAUGUGUGUGUGUGUAGGCAUGCCUCAUGAUGCAUAUGAUGUGUAUGGUUAUGGUACUGUACAUGCAUUUCAAAGAGAGGGUGUGAUCUGUGUGUGUGUGCAUUUUCUUGACAGCACAGAAUGAGUGUCACGCUGUCACCCACAUUCAGAUUAUGCUGCUUUUCAUUGCAAGCUCUCCAUCUACUGUUCAGACUAAGCCACUGCGAUCCCUUAGUAAAGACAUGCUACAGGAACUAUACACAUGGGAAAUAUAUACCGGUAUCCAGUAUAUACUUGAUGAUUCAUGUCUUGCAACAGCUUGAAAUAAAAUACUUCUAACUUAUAUAAUGAUAUCAGAGAUGGUUUAAGGUUCUUAAUAAUGCCCUGAUUUAAUGUAUUCUUGUGAAUGUGCUGCUCUCUCCUAUAGGUCCACAUCCUUCGCAUAGUGGUGAAAUAGAAAAGGUAUGUUUUAUCCAAAUAUGAAGCUAAUAAUGAUUUCUAUGUACACUUAACCACACCUGCUUAAAUGUGAGAAAAUAUGUAGAGCUGAUUACAUAAUGUGUUCAUAUUCAUACAGAUAGAUAGUGUAUGAUGGAAGGAGACCGGGAGAGAGUUAGUUAUUACUGAAGCUGCUGUGCUAUCUGGGUGAUACAGUGACAGCAGUACCACAUAUACUGCUAUGAAGCCAUACAUUAUGGGGCAUGAUGUGCAUGCUGCUAUGCGGCAGAACUAAUAAACCAUGAUGUGAAUCAGUAAAGUUUAGACUCGACCGUGGCGACCUUGGAUUUUUCACUUUACGAGAGGUUGAUAUGUGCUAAAACACAAACACAACACACAAUCUGUUUCUACAAUUUGACAAAUACAGUGCAUUCGGAAAGUAUUCAGACCCCUUGACUUUUUCCACAUUUUGUUACGUUACAGCCCUCACCAAUCUACACACAAUACCCCAUAAUGACAAAGAAAUGUUAUGAAUACUUUCCUAAUGCACUGGACUGUAUAUAUAGUCACACAGUUGCUUCAAUCCACUGUCUCAGUGAACUGAAAAAGCACAGCCCUGGUGUAACAAUAUUAUUAUUUAAUGGCAUGAUAGUAUGUGACAUAUAAUAUGUUUAGCUUCUGGCUUCAUGCUGCAUCACUGACAUACAUUUUCUAUGAUAUCCACACGUGUUGUAGCUACUGUAAUAGGCUAGUUAAGGGUUCUCUGCAUUUUCUGUCAUUUAAUAAGCAUUUCUGCUUGUGUAGUUACUUUAUUUAUCUAUGUGUAGUUACUGCAUUUAUCAAUGUGUAGUUACUGUAUUGAUCAAUGUGUAGUUACUGUAUUUAUCAAUGUGUAGUUACCGUAUUUAUCAACGUGCAGUUACUGUAUGCAUCAAUGUAUAGUUACUGUAUGCAUCAAUGUGUAGUUACUGGAUUUAUCAAGGUGUAGUUACUGUAUUUAUCAAUGUAUAGUUACUGUAUGCAUCAUGGGCUCCCGAGUGGCGCAGCGGUCUAAGGCACUGCAUCUCAGUGCUUGAGACAUCACUACAGACCCCCUGGUUCGAUUCCAGGCUGUAUCACAACCGGCCGUGAUUGGGAGUCCCAUAGGGCGGCGCACAAUUGGCCCAGCGUCGUCUGGGUUUGGCCGGUGUAGGCCGUCAUUGUAAAUAAGAAUUUGUUCUUAACUGACUUGCCUAGUUAAAUAAAGGUAAAAAAAUAAAUAAAAUGGUGUUGUUACUGUAUUUAUCGAUGUGUAGUUACUGUAUUUAUCAAUGUAUAGUUACUGCAUCCUUGAUCUGUUUAGGCACCCUGCCGUAAGCUGCUCAAUAGUGUUCUGCGUGGUGUUGAGCUCACUAUCUUCCUGUCUGAUCGUGACAUCUAUAUCCCCAAUUGUGACACUCUGGGCUUCUACAGGAAAAAGCAGGUAGAUACAGAGCAACAUGUUUGCUGACAUGAAUAUUUGCCUGUGUAUGUUUAGUAUGUGUUUAUGAGAUCCAGAGAGUUGCAUGCUAUCCCUCUAUUUAGUUGCAUGCUAUCCCUCUAUUUAGUUGCAUGCUAUCUCUCUAUUCAGUUCAGCCCAAAAAUGUCUCCACGGCCAGAGGCUCUGGAUAAAGGAGAAUUUGCUUCCAGGCCCUCUGGGCUGUGGGCAUGCAGACAAUAGUUAUGUGGUAUGAUGACAUAUUAUCAUUCUCUCUCCUCUCACACAACACAGUGUCGUUCCUCCAAGGGUAUACAGCGUGGCCUCUGUUGGUGUGUGGACGAGCUGGGUACCGCUUUGCCCUCAGGUGCCAGUGAAGACGGCACUUUACCAUGCGAUGGAGACUGAGGGAGGUCUCUGUCCCACAACUUUGAGCCUAGAGGAGGGGGAAUAGGAGGAGGAGGAG
Molecule: messenger RNA, 3205 nt
Organism: Coregonus sp. 'balchen'
Lineage: Eukaryota; Metazoa; Chordata; Actinopteri; Salmoniformes; Salmonidae
Source: the annotation of a GenBank genome assembly